Linum tenue is the source of this 874-nucleotide messenger RNA. The record is from the annotation of a GenBank genome assembly. Lineage: Eukaryota; Viridiplantae; Streptophyta; Magnoliopsida; Malpighiales; Linaceae.
UUCACCCGCCAUAUCCCUUUUCCCGACUUCUCAUUCCUUCGCCGGACAGAAAAACCAGAAAUCCGAUCAUCUCCCCGGGCCUUUCUUUCCAGGUACGAUCAUACUGUUUCAACCGGAAUUCCGAUCACUGCCUGGCUGCCGAGAAAUCUUAGCCCGUCUGUUUCGCCUUCGAUAUUUGUUUUCUCCACGUCGUUUCGAUUUGUCGAAGCCGUAAUUCUGAUGAAGCAAUUUCUCUACUGUUUUCCUUUUUUUAUCCAGGUGAUUCCCCUCCAUACUCGUAAAAAUGCAGAACGAAGAGGGACAGAGCGUGGAUCUCUACAUUCCCCGGAAAUGCUCGGCCACCAAUAGGUUGAUUACUUCCAAAGACCAUGCAUCUGUUCAGCUCAACAUCGGCCAUUUGGACGAGCAUGGGCUUUACACUGGCCAUUUCACCACCUUCGCUCUCUGUGGCUUCGUUCGUGCUCAGGGUGAUGGCGACAGUGCACUGGAUCGGCUCUGGCAGAAGAAGAAAGCUGAGCUCAAGCAGUAGUGAAUUUCAGACGCCUAGCUCUGGCUUGCUGAAGAGUCUAUUGAGGAGGAUGGGUCUACGAACAGUAAUUUAGAGAGAAUGUCUAGAACUUAGUAUAUUGCUCCGAGCCAUGAAUUGCUAUUGCAGUUAGCUGGUUGUAGCUAGUGGUGGUCUAAGUAAAUAAUGUAAAAACUCUUCUUGCCAGUUUCUGCUGUGUAGGUCAUAAAGUACUUUAGCGCCUUCUGUUUCGAGUUUCGAUCAAUCGAAUUCUGGUCGUAAUCAGAUACAAAUCAGUAAAGCUGAGAUCUCUGCAUUUUAUGAGACGAUUUGCUGCUGGUAUCAAUCCUUUGUCGAGGAUGCUGCAUU